CCCCCACUAAGCUGUGGCGCCUCUCCGCAGCUUCUUACAACCAAACUGCACAUGUUUUUAUAGGGUUUCCUCUAAGGUAACCUAAGCUCACCACUCAAAACUUUCUUCUCUCUUUUGCUUGCUGUUUCUUGAACUCAAAAUAUGCCUUCACUUCUUCAAAUAUUCCUUCCUUUGUUUCCAUUCUUUUUCUUGGUUUCUUUCUCUUUUUCUCACGGACCCUUUUUGCCUAAGGCCAUUAUUCUUCCUGUAAACAAAGAUCUGUCCACUUUUCAGUAUGUUACUCAAGUUUACAUGGGUGCUCAUCUUGUUCCUACCAAUUUAGUUGUAGAUCUUGGAGGUUCAUUUCUCUGGACUAAUUGUGGCUUAACUUCUGUAUCUUCAAGUCAGAAACUUGUCCCCUGUAAUUCACUCAAGUGCUCAAUGGCUAAACCUAAUGGUUGCACUAACAAGAUUUGUGGUGUGCAAUCAGAAAAUCCUUUUACAAAAGUGGCUGCAACAGGGGAAUUAGCAGAGGACAUGUUUGCUGUGGAAUUCAUAGAUGAGUUAAAAACAGGUUCAAUUGCUUCAAUACAUGAAUUCUUGUUUUCUUGUGCAUCAACUGCUUUGUUACAAGGUCUUGCUAGAGGUGCUAAAGGAAUGUUAGGACUUGGAAAUUCAAGAAUUGCAUUGCCAUCUCAGUUGUCUGAUACAUUUGGUUUCCAGAGGAAAUUUGCUCUCUGUUUGUCUUCUUCAAAUGGUGCUAUAAUAUCUGGUGAAAGUCCUUACUUGUCACUUUUGGGUCAUGAUGUUUCAAGAUCUAUGCUUUACACACCUUUGAUUUCAUCUAAAGAUGGUGUUUCAGAAGAGUAUUACAUCAAUGUUAAAUCCAUAAAAAUUAAUGGCAAGAAACUGUCUUUAAACACAUCCUUGUUUAAAAUGGAUGAAGAAGGUGUUGGAGGGACAAAGAUUAGUACAAUUUCCCCUUUUACUAGCAUGAAAAGCUCAAUCUAUAAGACAUUUAUUGAAGCUUAUGAAAAAUUUGCUAUUUCCAUGAAUUUGACUAAAGUGGAAUCCAUAGCACCAUUUGAGCUUUGUUUUAGCACAGAGGGGAUAGAUGUCACAAAAGUGGGGCCAAAUGUGCCAACUAUGGAUCUUGUGUUGCAAAGUGAAAUGGUUAAGUGGAGGAUUUAUGGGAGAAAUUCAAUGGUGAAAGUAAGUGAUGAAGUGAUGUGUUUGGGAUAUUUGGAUGGAGGGGUGAAUCAAAAGGCUUCAAUUGUUAUAGGAGGUUACCAGUUGGAGGAUAAUCUUUUGGAGUUUAACUUGGGAACUUCUAUGCUUGGAUUUACUCCACUUUCAAUGGCAGAAACAAGCUGUUCUGACUUUAUGUUCCAUUCUGUAUCGAAAGAUUCAUCUUUUGAUUCUUGACACCAAAUCCUUAACCCAAGAUUUUUAAUUGUGGAUCAAUUCCCCUUUGUAUAGUUGUCUAAGAACAUGUAUUGGCUCCUAUACAUAAUCAUGACUUGGCCAAUCUUAGGAUAUAUAACUAGUUUAUUGGUGAGGAAGAGAUUCUUGGGUUUUGAUUAUGACUUAUGAGUGUUUUUUAACUCCCUUUUGAGAAAAUUUUGAUAUGGAACAUCUAUUUUUCAAGUUCCUGAUUAAAGAAUUUAUUAGUUCUGAUC
Messenger RNA from Nicotiana attenuata, 1658 nucleotides. Its product is annotated as basic 7S globulin-like. Gene Ontology annotation, biological process: proteolysis. The transcript has a single exon. Bases 142 to 1404 code for a protein of 420 amino acids. Gene Ontology annotation, molecular function: aspartic-type endopeptidase activity. Lineage: Eukaryota; Viridiplantae; Streptophyta; Magnoliopsida; Solanales; Solanaceae. The record is from RefSeq and is a predicted model, not a curated record.